UCCUUACUUUUUUUAUUCCAGAAUUCCAGAGGCAUUUCUUAUCUCUUGAAGGAUAGCGUCCCAAUUACUGAAUUUUCAGCUUCAGGACCAUUUGAAGGUUAUGAUCUUCUGCGUAGAGGCUUUACAAGUGUGAAAAAUGAAUUGUUGCCCAGCCACCCACUGGAGUUGUCAGAAAAAAAUUUCCAGUUUAAUCAAGAUAAAACAAACUUUGCCACACUGAGAAACAUUCAAGGACUCCACGCACCUUUAAAGCUGCAGAUGGAAUUCAGAGCAGUGAAACAGGUCCAGCGUCUCCCAUUUCUUCACAGCUCAAACGUAGCACUGGAUACUCUGAGGGGAAAUGAUGAAUGCAUCGGUUUUGAGGAUAUCCUUAAUGAUCCUUCACAGAGUGAGGUUAUGGGAGAACCACACAUGAUGAUGGAAUACAAGCUUGGUUUAUUGUAACAAUGUACUCCACAAAAAUGUUUUGUGCGUGUCUUUAUACUGCAGAUCUGAAUACAUGAUACUAAAUUGACACUCGCGGUGUUAAGCAGUCCUUCAGUUACCACUUGCCUUCCUUGAUGAAAAGGCACAUUAAAUGUUUAAAGUCUAAAUUGUUCUGUGCUUAUUGUCAAUUAUAUAAAUGUCCUGUAACUAGGUAGUUUAAAUAAUGUCUCUUCAUCCACUGCUCAGGACAGUAGCUUCUUAACUAUGGAAAUGCUAUAUAUGUAUACAAGAAAUCCAAAAAUACCCAUGCAUUUUAAAACUGAUUACUGUCGGUAAAUGCAUUUAAUGGAUGUUCUUGCAGAAGAACUUUUUAAGGGGGAAAAGAAGGUAUUUUCCAUUGAGUAACUCUUUGUUCAUGAAAAUUUCCAUACACUUUUUAAACUAUUGAAUAAAAGUUUGCUAUAAAUGCUGUUGCGUUCCAAAAUAUAUUUAAUCAUAAAUCAAGAAUCUCUUAUCCGC
Messenger RNA from Aptenodytes forsteri (emperor penguin), 945 nucleotides. It is a transcript of the gene POMP, whose product is annotated as proteasome maturation protein. The annotation marks the transcript as partial. Gene Ontology annotation, cellular component: nucleus; cytoplasm. Gene Ontology annotation, biological process: proteasome assembly. Lineage: Eukaryota; Metazoa; Chordata; Aves; Sphenisciformes; Spheniscidae. The record is from RefSeq and is a predicted model, not a curated record. The transcript has 5 exons.